Molecule: messenger RNA, 3647 nt
Organism: Limulus polyphemus (Atlantic horseshoe crab)
Lineage: Eukaryota; Metazoa; Arthropoda; Merostomata; Xiphosura; Limulidae
Product: putative fatty acyl-CoA reductase CG5065
Exons: 15
Coding region: 338-1906 (522 amino acids)
Biological process (GO): long-chain fatty-acyl-CoA metabolic process
Cellular component (GO): peroxisome
Molecular function (GO): alcohol-forming very long-chain fatty acyl-CoA reductase (NADP+) activity
Source: RefSeq, a predicted model, not a curated record
GAGAGAGAAGAUAUAAGGAGCUGCUUAAAGCAACUUUUGUGCUGCUAAAGGCAACUCAAUCUAAAGGGGUCUGGGGGCAAGCCUCCCCAGAAAAUUAAAACAAUAUUAUAACUUACAGUUGCUAUACAAGUCAAGUAUGUAUAGCACCCCCGGCUACGACGCCUCUAAUCAAAAUACUUCAAGCGGAAAAAGUCAACAAAUACCCGCUUAAAGCAUGAUUUUUAGGUGUUUUGUCAAAGAGGCUGACCUCGGGAGGAAAUUCAAUCAUACCUGAAGGACAACUGAAAGAUCUCAAGUGACAAACAAUAAAAGGCAGAGACUGGAAUAGCAUCUCAAAAUGGCUGAAGAGGACACUUCUCCUAUUGCAGCUUUUUAUCAAGAUCGUGCUGUUCUUAUUACAGGAGCAACGGGUUUUAUGGGAAAGGUAUUGGUGGAAAAAUUACUUCGAUGUUGUGGUGGAAUAAAAACUAUUUAUGUUUUGUUGCGAUCCAAAGGAGGACAAAAGCCACGAGAACGGCUGGAAGAACUACUUAAUGCCAAAAUUUUCGAUGAUAUCAGAAAAAAUCAACCACACCAGCUGUCGAAGCUGGUCCCUAUCCAUGGAGACAUAACUCUUCCUGGUCUAGGUAUAUGUCCUUCAGAUGUGACACUUCUUGCAGGUGAUGUUUCUGUAGUUUUUCAUUCAGCAGCCACUGUCAAGUUUGAUGAACCUCUUAAAUGCUCAGUUGAAAUGAAUAUUUUAGGCACACGGAGACUUGUAGAACUCUGUCACAAGAUACCCCACCUGGUGGCAUUAAUUCAUGUUUCUACGGCCUAUUGUAACUGUGACAGAGAUGAAGUAGAUGAAAUAGUUUACCCACCUCCAGCAAACCCUCAGAAAGUUAUCGAUGCUUUAGAGUGGAUGGAUGAAGAUAUGAUAGCAUCAAUCACUCCAAAACUUUUGGGAGAUCGUCCUAAUACUUACACUUACACUAAAGCUCUUGCUGAAAAUCUUCUUGUGGAGGAGUGUGGAAGUUUACCUGUGGCUAUUGUUCGACCAUCUAUAGUUGCAGCAGCAUGGAAAGAACCUCUCCCAGGCUGGAUUGAUAAUUUCAAUGGACCUACAGGUCUUAUUGUAGCGACUGGAAAGGGUGUGUUAAGAUCAAUGUUGUGUCGGCCAUGCGGGACUGCUGAUAUCAUACCAGUUGAUGUGGUUAUUAAACUUAUAAUUAGUGUUGCAUGGUAUACAGCGACACAGAGACCAAAUAACAUCAUGAUUUACAACUGUACUUCUGGCUCCCAGAACCGGCUGUCGUGGAGAGAAGUUGAGUCCACUGUCUUUUCUUUAGUAAACACACACCCGAGCAGAGAAGUCUUAAGGUACCCUGGAGGUAGUUUCAAGAGCAAUCGACUCUGGAACCAGAUCUAUGUAUUUAUUCACCACCAGAUCCCAGCUCACUUGCUUGACUUUGCGGCCCGACUGAUGGGCCGAAAACCAAGUCCAGGACUAGAAAGAAUGGUGCAGCUGUAUUCUCGUCUCAAUCGAGCUAUAAACUGUUUAGAGUAUUUUACAACUCAUGAAUGGGUGUUUCACAAUAGCAAUGUUCAGACUUUGUAUAAACAACUAGUUGGAAAGGACAAAGAAACAUUUGACUUUUCUAUUAAAAACCUUGACUGGCCAAAAUACUUUGAAGACUAUGUACUGGGAUCUAGAAAAUACCUAUUAAAAGAGGAUCCAUCCACACUUCCAGCUGCUAGAAGAAGUCUUAGAAGGUUGUAUGUCAUUAGUCAGCUAGUUAACUUCAUUUUUCUCUUGGGGCUUUGGAGGAUUCUUAUAAUGCGGUCAGCUGCUGCUAGACGCCUCUGGUGGUUCUUCCUAUCAACAGUAGUCCGGAGUUACAGGCUGCUUCCUUCCUUCUUGACUUAGUGAAGACUUAUAAGUCAAGGGAUUUUUUUUCUUAACUCGUCAUUUAAAAUAAGACUUGGAAGCAAGCACCUAUGUGUGCCAACUCUUUUGGAUAAGAUAGAUUUUAGUAGCGGAAACUAACAAGGUGUAAACAAUUUCUUUCAUGAAAUUAAGAUAAAACUAUUUUAUUGUAAUGUAUUAUGUAAUUUCUGCAUAUAUGUGUAUAUAUAUAUUUGGAUUUCUAUUUGAUUGGCAAGUUCAUAAUGGUAUAAAAAAUCUGUUAACUCAUUUUUCAUAUUUAUUUUUGACCAUUGCUAAUAUGAAUAAUUGGAGCCAGCUUUUAAAAAAUUGUUUGUGUUCAGCUCAAAAGUUGUAGAUAGAUCGUUACCACUAAAUAUGCAACAUUAACAGACUUAUAUGUAAUGAUUAAAUUACUAAGCAGGUAAUUAGCGAGUAGGUGAGUUCUAAGGGCUACUUGUUUUUGUAAGUCUAAUAUCAGUUACAAGUUACCUAAAACCAUAAUAACUAAAGUAACUAUGAGAGAACCUUGUAACUUUCUAAAGAUUUUAAAUUGUUACAGAUCUCAAUUCAUUACAAAAGGAAAAAAAAAAUAUCACACUUUUAAAGUAACAUUUUAUUUGCUCCAACUAUCAUCGUCAUAAACUUGUAAUAGACUGUUUGUAUUUCUUGGAAUCAACUUCUUGAAAAUGUCACAAUUUUGAAAACACUUGAAAAAUGUUUUGUGAAAGUUGUCGGUUUAGACACUUUUUUUAACAAAUUGUAAGAUUUUUCAUGGACACACCAUUGUUUGUAGUGUGUUUCAUCAGUAUAGGAUAGUGUUUCCUUCUUUGGGUUUGGAAUAUAUUUCAUAGAACCCAUCAGUCUAGAGUGACUCUCUUGCAAGGUUGAAAUAUUUUACAUGAAAUUCAUAAGUCUGGAAAGUGAUGUUUAAUGUAUAUGUUUUAGUUGUAUCACAAGUUAACCAAAGAUUUAUAUAUUUCAUUUGAUUUCUAGAUAUUCUAAAUCACUAGCUUUUUUUUUCUAAUGGAUAUAAUGUUGAAAUAUUUAAUCUUUAAAAAUUUAUCACAAUAUGAAAGACUGCACAUUUACUAAUAAAGUGACUGGACUUUCCACAACUAACUAAAAAAAAAGUCAUCUUGAUAUGAAACUAUGAAUCACUUUCCAAAUAGAACUGUCACAUGCAUCAGUUUGAAAGUUCAGUAAAAGAAAAAAAAACAAGUUGAGUAUCUGUUUCCCAGUUUCAGAGUGGUAUUGCACUGUUAAAUAGGAAACUAUUAUUGUGAUUAUAAUGAGAAUCAAGAAGUGUUGAGAGUACAGGACUUUAUCCAUCAACCAGCUGGAGAUCACACAGUAGUAUCAAGUGGUCCAAUUGAUUGUUAUUAAAUUACUGUGUUUGGCUGUCAUGUUUUUCACAUGUUGAGAUAAACACUACUUUUCAUUAACGACUUUAUUCUCAAUAAUUGUAAAUUAAAGUAGAUGAAAAGAUGAUAAUAUCCUACAUUUAAUAUGAACAAAAACAUUUUAUCAAACAUGUUUUCCCUUUGUUGCUGACGUUACUAUUACAGUUGAUAAGCUUAGAUUACUUUUGUAUGUUAAAGUGUAUUUAUUCUAAGUAACCAUUUUUGUUCUUAUGCUCUUUCAAUAAGAAUUUUAGCUUUUGAUAUGAUAAAUACAGCUACAUAUGUAUGCAAAUUUCUCAGCUAUCGACUUUAUUUUUUAAUAAAUAUGUUUUGACUUCUAA